This is a messenger RNA of Astrephomene gubernaculifera, 4010 nucleotides long. The record is from the annotation of a GenBank genome assembly. NCBI's taxonomy places the organism in Eukaryota, Viridiplantae, Chlorophyta, Chlorophyceae, Chlamydomonadales, Astrephomenaceae.
GUUACGAGCAUUGAGAUAUUGCGUCGCAGUACUUGUAGUACGCUUUUAUAAGCAAAUCGUCUCCUAUCACGCUGUCAGCGAUAAAACGACAUACGUCUUAACGCGUUCCCUUUGCAUAUUGGUUUGUAAGUUGAGCUCGUGGAUUGCCGCUGAAGCGUAUCCCUUUCGGUCCUUUAGCCGACAACCCAAACCGCUGAAACCAGGCUUGGGAGGCCCCUCACAAUAGGUGGCCUCCCGAUUUAUUACAUAGUUAAAAGUUAGGUGAAUAAGAGCAGUCUUUUCACGCGAAUGGGCAACUCCUCAAGCGCCCUUUGUGGGUGCUAUCGUCCUUACGCGGACAUAUACAAGCAGCCUGUGCAUGAUGUGACUCCAGAAUGCAGGCCGCUGGACAUUGUGGCCGGAAAGGUUCCAGUGAAGGACAAUAAACCAGCGAUUGACAGCAGGGCUAUCGACUCCUCCUUAAUCCUCAACGUCCUGGACCAUGAGAACGGACCAGCCAAAGGUCUUCCCUACCAGGUGCACUACCUGGGUCCCCCCGUCCCGCCGUGCGAGGAUGCCCGCUUAGCUACCAUUCGUGCGCUGGACAAGAUUGCGGAUAAGCAGCCCGAGAGCGACCCCGAGAUCGCCUCCAUCCUGCGUCUCUGCACCUCCAUGUUCCAGGCCCCGGUGGCGCUGGUGGCGCUGUUCGACUCGAAGCGAGUCUACAUCAGCGGCAGCGAGGGCGGCGUCAUUCCCUGCGGUGACUUCCCUUGGAGGUGGACCCUGUGCGCCUGGUCGCUGGCGUACAACCACGCGCAGAUCCUGGUCAUCCCCGACACGCACCAGGACGCCCGGUUCCGCGAGAACGCCAAGGUGACUGGCUCCCCCGGAGUGCGCUUCUACUGCGGAGCGCCCCUCAUCGCCUCCAACGGACACCGCCUGGGCACCAUCUGCUUUGCGGACGUGUCGCCCCGCCCCGGCUUCGACGCGGCCUCCUGCAGCGUCAUGAACAACCUGAGUGAGCUGGUCGUACGGCACCUGGAGAAGGACAUAGCGUUGAAGCUCAAGACGCGGGACAACGAUGUGCUCAAGGCCACUUACGGGCAGCUUCAGCGCACGCUGGACUGCUUCGACCACUGCCUGGUGCUCAUCGACACCAGCGUGCCGGGCUGGAGGCUCAUGCAUGCAAACGCGGCUUGGGCCAAGCUGACGGGUGUGGAGCGCAGCGAUGUGGUCGGCAAGGAGCUGAGUGAGGUGUUCGAGGGCGCGGAGGGGCUGGUGGUUCCCACUCCGGAGCUGGAGAAGGCGGCAGCAAGGUGCUACGACUUCCAGGUGACGUCUGCCAAGCUGCGGCUGCCCUCCCCGCUGGGCAACCCCAAGGGCGGCUUCGUGCUCACCUUCCGACCGGCGGCGCGGGAGGGCAUGGACGAGAGCGUGGUACCCAUCGGCAUUCCCGCCUUCCUAAAGCCCGAGCCCGAUGCCGCGGGUGGUGAGGACGACGGUCCGCCUUCCUCGGCGCGACGCUUCUACUUCAUGUCGGUGGACCUGGCGGGCAAGGCGCUGUCGUCGCGCGCCAGCUCGGUCAUCUCGGGCGUCACCUCUACCUGGACCGCCGGGGGCUCCGACAUCGUGGAGGGCCUGGAGCUGGGUUACCUGCUGGGCAAGGGCUCCUUCGGCUCCGUCUACUACGGCACAUGGCUGGGGACCCCGGUGGCGGUCAAGGUGCUGGACACGGAUGUGCGCAGCGCACUGACCCGCGGGUCGGGCGGCGCGGCGAUGGAGGCAGUACUGGGCCAGCAGCUGCGACAUCCCAACAUCGUGGCGACCCUCAAGUGGGCGGCGAGGAAGCUGGACCGGCCCAACGCCAACACCUCCAUCAUGACCAGCAUGGACACCGACGGAGCGGGACACAGCAAGUGCGCCAAGGGUGCGCUCCCCUCCACCGACACCAACGCCAAGACCCCGCGGGGACCCCUCUCCCAGCGUGCCAGUCUGGAGUUCGCGCCUCUGGGCCCCGAAUCCUCCUCCGUCAUCCCCAACACCACCAGCAGCAGCACGGUCCCUCCCCCUGCUCCUGCUCCUGCUCCUGCUCCCGCUCCUGCUGCUGCUGCAGACGGCACCAACAGCACGGACGCGGGUGCGGGUACGGUGCACCUGGUGUCACCUGCUGCGGUGUCGAACGUGGCGGCACAGAACGCAUGGCCGGUGAUCAACUUUGACGGCCAGCUGCAUCAGCUGGAGGAGGCGGGCGGCACUGCGGCUUCCAACGCGCAGUCCAACGACUGGCCCUCACUGCAGCCCAAUGCAAAGGGUCGCGGCACGGGUGGAGUGGCCCGUGGGUCGGAGCCGCACAACAGCCUCAGCCACGAUUGCGUGAGCUCCGGAUCCAACAGCAUGCAGACCUGGAUCCUGAUGGAGUUCUGCGACAAGGGCUGCCUGCAGGAGGCUAUUGACCGCGGCUGGCUUCGUACGGAGCGCUCGGCCCUCAGCGGCGGCCCCAACCUGGCUGCCGUACUCGCCACUGCGCGGGAGGUGGCGGCGGCGCUGGCCUACCUGCAUGCGGCCAAUGUCGUACACGGCGACCUCAGCGGCUGGAACGUGAUGCUGUGCUCGGCGGGGGCGGCGGCGGCGGAGGGCGGCAGGGGCUUCGUGGCCAAGGUGGCUGACUUUGGUUUGAGCCGCACGCUGGAGAUUCGCUCCAAGAUGCAGACCGCAAACUACGGCACGCUCUCCCACAUGCCUCCCGAGCUGGUGCUUCACGGCACUGUGAGUCGCGCGGUGGACGUCUACUCGUUCGGCGUGCUGCUGUGGCAGAUGUACACCGGGUCGCGACCCUGGUCGGGACUCACACACAGCCAGAUCAUCAUGCUCAUCGGAUCAGGGGAGGCCCGCCUCGUGUUCCCUCCCGGCACCCCCUCCACCUACGAAUCCCUCAUGCGCGCCUGCACGGACCGCGACCCCGACCGCCGCCCCGCCUUCACGGAGAUCCUGAAGCAGCUGGAGGAGAUGGCGGAGGAGCUGAGGCUGCGCGGCAUGCUGGACUGAAGCAGGGGGAGGGAGGAGGAGGAGGAGCUGCACGGCGGGCUGGAUUGAAGGGUCGCCAGCAGCAGCAGCAGUGCGUGCAGCACCGGCGAGAGAAGCAGGGUAAGGCGUCAGGAGCAGCACCAGCAAUGUAAGCAGGAAGAGGAGGAACAGGUGUAUGCGGAGCGGCUAUGCCCCUGCGACGCAUGCUGGGACCAAGGAGAGGCUGGGGUGCUGGGCUGGGUCAGGAAACAGCGUGUGGCUUCCAUGCCUGAUCACCCCGAUGGUCUGUAUGAAAGUGCAUGUACACAUUGAUUAAUGGGUUGCUUGUGUGUGCGUUUGUGGGUGUGGGCAUGAUUGAUGUGUGCGUGGGCGCAGCAGGCUGUGUGUGGCUUCCCUCGAGAUGUUGCAGUUGUUGGGGAGCGGGGGAGCGUGUUUUGCCUGAUGCGGGUUAGGGGAUCUUUUGUUGCUGCAAGGGUCUUGUUGGCACUAUCCCGAUGGAGUUGUUGGCUAUUAAUAAAUUGAGGACCUGUCCGGUGAAGUAGAGCGUUUGGUAUGGUUGGGUGUUCGGUUGAGGGGCGCAUGGAGGCCACCGGGCUCUGGGGAUAACGUUAACAGGUUGGAAUCCCAAGCCUGUAAUUGGGGUAUCCUGUCUUGCCGCAGUCCACGUAAGCAGUAUACGUAGUGUUGGCGGCACAUUGUUGUUUGGCAUUGACGAUGCGGAGAGAAGCUGGGAACUUGCAAGCAUGCAACGGCCGUAGGCUGCUACGGGGUUAUGCUGCUGUCGAUGCGUGUGGUAUGUAAGUUUCAGGUAGGGUUUAGGGACAGCGCUGUGUGUUAUGGUGGUUUCGGUGCUGGGAGGUUUUAGGGAAGGAUCAAACCCAAUUCAAGGCUUAAAACCGUAAUCUACGAGCGUGAGAGGAAGGUGCGUGCGAAGUCGUAACCGCCUGGGGGGGUAGCCUCGUACGGGGGCUCCCGCGGGAUGUGUUUUUGCGGUGCGUUGCGAGGGG